AUGCGGGUCGUGGUGGGCCGGCUGGGCGGGCAGCAACAGCGGUGGGGAAGGUGCGGCAGGGCAAGAAGGGCGGUGGAAACUGCAAGUGGCGGGUCCGGCUCGUGCAACGGCCGGGGCGGAGGCGGAGGGUCGGGGAGAAUCGCGGCGGCGGUGAGCAUUCACAGUGCCAUGCAGGGCGGUGGCAUGCAGAGCGCGGGGUACGUGGUGGCGGACAACCGGGAGAGGGAUCGCAAGAGGGAUGGGUCUGGCAAUGGCAGCGGCAGCGGUGCUGGUCGGCAGGGGUCGGGGCAGCAGCAAGGCCGUGGGCGUGGCGCAGGCGCAGGUGCAGGCGUGGGUGGUGGUGUUGGUGGUGGUGGUGGUGGUGGUGGUGGUGGAGGACGUGCAGGCGGAGCGGGCGGCAUGAGCGGAGGGGCGGGGGGUAGCAGGGAGCGGCGGGACGCAUGGGUGCAGGCGCAGGGAAGGGUUGCUGGCGCGGGGUUGAGGGGGAGCCCGGUGGGGGAGGCGGAAACUGCAACGGAAGUGGGUCUUGGUCUGGAAACUGCAAUGGGAGUGGUGCGGGCAGGAAGGGACGGAGGUUGGGAGGACGUGGGGGACCAAUGGUGGGGGCUUGGGGGUGGUCUAGGGGGAGGGGAGGGUGGAGGCUUAGGGGGAGGGGAGGGCGGAGGCCUAGGGGGAGGGGAGGGCGGAGGCCUAGGGGGAGGGGAGGGCGGAGGCUUAGGGGGAGGGGAGGGAGGGGGCUUACUAGUGGUUGAAGUCUUGGGAGGGGGGAAGGAGGGCGAGGGGGAGGGCGUGGGGGAGGGGAAGGAGGAGGGGGGUGGCUUGGGGGGAUUCGGCGGAGGUCGGGGUGGGGGAGAUGGGGGCCCAGGGGACUUGGGGGGGCCAGGGGGAGGUGAGGGUUUUGGGGGAGGCCGUGGGGGGCUUGGAGGGGGACGGGGGGGUGGGCGAGGGGGAGGGGAAGGGGAAGGGUUUGGGAGGGAGGGAGGGGGGAGGCAUGACAGCCUGGAAGCAGGGGGGGAGCAGCAGAAGCAGCAGGAGGGGAGGAAGCAGGAGCGGAGGCAGGGGCCAGCAGUGGUGGUAGUGGGAGCAGUGGGGGAGGAGGAGAAGGAGGACCAGGUGUUGAAGGGCAUGGGCAGCUGA
This is a messenger RNA of Closterium sp. NIES-65, 1137 nucleotides long. NCBI's taxonomy places the organism in Eukaryota, Viridiplantae, Streptophyta, Zygnematophyceae, Desmidiales, Closteriaceae. The record is from the annotation of a GenBank genome assembly.